Molecule: messenger RNA, 1323 nt
Organism: Plasmopara halstedii
Lineage: Eukaryota; Oomycota; Peronosporomycetes; Peronosporales; Peronosporaceae
Product: Protein of unknown function DUF3342
Exons: 1
Coding region: 1-1323 (440 amino acids)
Source: RefSeq, a predicted model, not a curated record
AUGAAGGAUAACGCGAAAAAUGGGACGGUCAAUGGCGUAGCUGUCUCCUCAAUUCCUAUUGUGGUGAUUCAUGUGAUUGACGAGUACCGACAGAGCAGCAAAAUUUUCAAAUGUCAGCGUGAAUUGCUGUUGACCGAGAUGAAAUACUUUCAGGCGUAUCUUAGUGGAGCCAACGAACACGAUGAGAUCGAAAUUUCGGUGCACUGCGACGUUAAGAUCUUCGCGCUUCUUAUAAAAUACAUGCGUAAUCGUGGCCGUGGAUUAAAGCCACACAUCACGCUCAAAAACAUCGUGUCGAUUCUUGUCGCUUCUGAGUUUCUUCAGAUGGAGGAGCUUGUCCAGGAAUGCGUUUCCUAUAUCUCAAGUUGCAUGCAGGACUUCAUAAAUCACCGUGUGAGCUUAAGCGGGUUAUUAGACUCUACAAUUACUAAGAUUGCUGAGAGCUGCACGAUCGAACAGCUACAGUUGCUUUACGACCCACAGGACAAGAUCCUGUCAAAAUUACAACAAAAGAAAGUCGAAGCAAUAGUUUCAGACUUACAGACCAGAGAACGACAUCUUGAGCUCUGCAUGUAUUGUGGCCUUUUGUUUCUUAAGGAUGAUAGGAACGGCGCUGGCUGCUUUGAAAGUAAAUUUUACAUUGGCGUACACGGCGAAUUGAUAGGACACCAUGAAGCCAAAGCUGGAUGGCAAGUCGAGACUUUUCUACAAGAAGUGAAGGCAGACAAUAAUAUCUCUUGGAUCGCGGUUUUCUGGUACAUUUUGGGCUCUAUUGAAUAUUAUCGAUGUACUGGAUGCAAGCGAGAAUGCAGCUUGCGUGAGCUGCAGGACUGUGCUUAUCAUCCCGGCGAUAUCAUUGACGAUCGUCCAGUAUACAAGUAUUCGUGUUGUGGUGUCCCAAUUUUUAGUGCUGAUGAGAAUUUGAUACGAGGGUGCCAGACCACAACUCACACGAUGAUCCAUUGCGAUAGACGUCCAAUUGUAAAUAGCUUUCUUAAUAGUAUGUCACUUCCUAAUAUGUGGGCGCAAAUAAGUGCAUGCGAGUCGAUGGCAAGGAUGCAGGGAUCUGCAUGGACCAGCGAUGUAAAAGGUGGCAGCAGGAUUGAUGCCUCCUCCCUCUUUCAUUUGCCCCACCCAAGAAAAUCUCUUGCAAACACUGCCAUUUGCAACUUGUCGUCUAAAAACUGUUUUAAUGAGAGCAAAAGCGAUAUAAAGGGCUAUCGCAGGCAAUGUGAGGUGCUGCAGCUUCAAGAAAAGGAUUGCGUGCAUUUUUUUAAUAUCACCCACCAACUACUGAAUCAGCGGAAAAAGGCAACCAAUUAA